Molecule: messenger RNA, 999 nt
Organism: Aspergillus puulaauensis
Lineage: Eukaryota; Fungi; Ascomycota; Eurotiomycetes; Eurotiales; Aspergillaceae
Product: alpha/beta hydrolase
Exons: 1
Coding region: 1-999 (332 amino acids)
Molecular function (GO): hydrolase activity
Source: RefSeq, a predicted model, not a curated record
AUGACGAAGCCGGAAUGUGCACCAGCAUGGCAAAAGGCAAGUAGUCCAAGCCAAUAUGGAACUGCCACUAACAACAAGCAGUUCCUCGACGAACUGGGCGAGUCUGUAGCGCUCGAUGGCUCGCUCAGUGAUAUCCAGAAUCGCUGGGGAGAAAUCAUACAGACCAUGUUAACCAAGUACACGCUGCCAGAACCAGACCAGACGGUGCACACCCAGGACGUCACUGUCAGGGACAUCUGGCUCAGGGUGUACACUCCUCCUGGAACAACAGCGAACAAGCCAGUGGGCAUUUACUUCCACGGCGGAGGAUGGGCUAUGGGCAGCGUUGACCAGGAGGACGCCAUCUGUCGCCUCAUAAGCAAACACCACGAAAUGACGCUGGUUAGUGUCUCGUAUCGACUCGCGCCGGAAUACAAAUUCCCGACUGCGCUCGAUGACUGCGUGGAAGCAGUAGAGUGGGCGCUGGCAAAUCUGCAGGCAUCGUCUGCUGUUAUUAUCGGGGCCUCUGCAGGCGGAAAUCUGGCAUUCGGUGCAGCACUCAAGUUGAUCGACCAGGGACGCGGCGAGCAGAUCGAUGGUGUAGUCUCCCUUGUUCCUAUCACGGUACAUCGAGACGCCGUCCCUGAGGAAUCGAGAGCGCAGUACACCUCGUACGAUGUCAAUGCCAAUUCCACUGUGAACUCUGCCGCUGCGAUGAAGACAUUCUUUGAGGCCUACAGCCCCCCACCAGAUGACAAGUACACGUCGUGUCUUUUGCAUCCGAAUCUCAAGCAGCUGAAGAAGGUGUACAUUGCCGAGUGUGGUUUGGAUACGCUGCGAGAUGACGCACGUCUGAUGAAGGAGGCUUUAGAAAGGGAUGGCGUUGCUGUUUCCUACGAUGCAUAUCCCGGGUUUCCUCAUUACUCUUGGACUUUUCCCUCGAAGCACAUUGACAAGCAUCGCGAGGAGUUCCUUUCUCAGAUGCUGGACGGAGUGCAGUGGGUGGCGGGCAUUCAAUAG